Messenger RNA from Penaeus vannamei (Pacific white shrimp), 1529 nucleotides. Lineage: Eukaryota; Metazoa; Arthropoda; Malacostraca; Decapoda; Penaeidae. The record is from RefSeq and is a predicted model, not a curated record.
AUGCUUGGUUUGGAUAAGAUCUGCUCUGCCUUCAUAGAAUCCCAAGGAGCCUCAGAGAUAGGUAGCAGCACUUCCAUCAGCAUCGAAUGGCACAAUACAUAUUACCAGUCGCUGAGAGUGUCCGAAAACACCAGUUAUCUUCUCUAUUCAGCCAUCCUGGAUAACCGUAUCCUCACAGAUACACGCCCUUGUAUCAGGGUCUUAGCCUACAGCAAAGACGUUGACCCGGACUCUCCUUGGUGUUAUAUUUGGUUCAACUCUACCGGCCCGCCUGCCAUCUCUCCCGUCUUGGUAAUAGUCGUUCACGGUGAACUCUUGCUCAACCUUGCUUGGGCAAAGUUUAUCCUCGUUUCAGUUCUUGACCAGUUGUACAGAGGGAAGGAUCGAGACGAUUACAUAGACUAUGUCCCUGGAUCGAAGUCUCGCCAGAUGGUGUACAUUCUCACCUGUCGAAUCCCGAAGAAAUACGCUCACCUUAAACCCUUGGCCGUGUCUCUGGUUCGUCGGCCGUGCGAGAGAGCGCUAACUUUGCUGCAGGUUGUAGGAUCCAUGGAACGUAACGCUUCGACUGCCUUCGCUGAGGGAGGCUUAAACCCAAGAAGCAUUAGACCACCUCAAUGGAACGUGGCGGUGUGCGGACCGGCCCUCUUCUACUACCACCAGGACAUCUCGGUUCGUCUGGUCGAGUGGCUGGAGCUGCUUCGGGCUUCGGGCUUCGCAAAGGUCUUCUUGUCCGAGACCGACGUCCAUCCCAACAUACAGAAGGUCCUCCAGUACUACGUGCAGGAGGGCUUUGUCAGCGUGACGAAAUUCACGUAUCCGGAGCCCUAUGUGAACGAACCCAACACCCGCAGGUUAUGGACCCUGUUGAAGCAAAGGGAGAUGUUUAGCAUGGAAAAUAUGUACUUCACUGACUGCGCCCUUCGCCACAUGCACGAGUACCGCUUCAUCUCCCACUUUGACCCGGACGAAAUGCCUGUCUUACUCAACCACGAGACUUUCCCUCGUUGGGUCGCCGAUUGGACAUACAGGCAUGAGGUCACAGCGGGGAAGAAGAAUGACCCCUGGAAAUCGCUUCACCUGGCUUGGUACUAUCACAACGACGAUUUGGAAACCCCGAGCGCGUCCCUUCCAAAAUACAUGUGGAUGUUACGUCAUUCUCGACGAUCCCUGAAGAAGUUUGCGGUAAAUUACGGAACAUCUAAGCCCGUGUUCAACAUGGAUGUGGCCUUGGGAGUCAAUUCUCAUAUGCUGAUGGCCUGUAGCUUUGGUAACUGCCAUGGAAAAAGCUACGUAAUCCCGCGAAGGGAAGCUUAUGUAGCUCACUUCAAGCAGACAUGCGGUGACUAUUGCAAGCGAGCCAACGCAACAAGGGAAGAACCAGCUCUUCUAAGGCAUGAGUCAAAGGUCAUCCCUGCAGUGACGAGAGUGUUGCAAAAACUCCAGUUGAUUUGAUAUCUGGUUGAAUUUACAAUUUUAUAAUAAUGUAUGUGAUAUCUAUACAUAUAUAUAUCUGUAUGUAAAUGUGU